AUGAAGGUAACAAGCACAAGCUUGACCAAUGCUGAGGACUUUGAUGCUGGCAUAUUCCAGAACAGCUCCAGGGAAGGAGAGCUUGGCAUUAAUACUUGCAAUGUUAGUGACAUCAGUGUAGCUUGCACGCAGGGAUGUCGAUUUUGGAAUGCAACAGUACAAAAAAGCUGCUCACUGCAAUGUAAUCAGACCUACGUCAGAGCAUGUGAGAGAGUUUCCUGUAAGUUUGGCUGCAGCUGUGCAGAGGAAGCUUAUGGUGCUGAAGUACAAGAUUAUUUGAACUCACCCACAGCACCAUUUGCAUCUACUAUUGGAAGCCACAAUGUGACAUUGAGAUGGAAGUCGGCUAAUAUCUCUGGGGUGACAUAUAUUAUUCAGUGGAAGUACAAUCAGCUCCCAGGAGACUGGAGGUAUGCUGAGGUAGUAUCUGAGCAUUCGUACACAGUGAGUAACCUUCAAGCCUUCACAGAAUACGAGUUUCGAGUAGUUUGGAUCAUCACAUCUCAGAUGCAGCUCUAUUCUCCAUCUAGUCCCAGUUACCGGACUCAUGCAUUUGGAGUUCCUGUUUCAGCUCCUAUCAUUAAAGAUAUUCAAAGUUCGGGUCCCGAAACCGUGGAAGUCAGUUGGUCUCCACCACUUUUCCCCAGUGGAUUGAUUGUUGGAUAUAAUUUACUGUUAACCAGUGAAAAGCAGGAACUGCGCACAGCAUCCAGAGGUCAAAGUUUCCAGUUCUACUCCACCUUUCCAAACACCACUUACAGGUUUACCAUCGUAGCAGUAAAUGAGGUUGGUGACGGGCCACCUGCAGAAGCUAAUAUCACUACUCCAGAACCCACAGUUAAGGAAAAAGUGAAAUGGCUCUUUCUAGCCAGAAACCAAUCUCUAAGAAAGAGAUCCACGGAAUCUUUCUUGGAAGUCUCACAAUGCCUUCAGAAUGACAUCAUACACCACAAUAUUACAGGGAUUUCUGUGAAUAUUCACCAGCGGGUUGUCUAUUUCUCAGAGGGAAAUUCGAUCUGGGUGAAAGGAGCUGCCAGCAUGUCUGAGGUGUCCGAUUUAAAGCUCUUUUAUGCAGGCCCAGGGAAAAUUACAUCAAUCUCAGUCGACUGGCUUUACCAGCGGAUGUACUUUGUCAUGAAUGGAAAGGUAUGUGUCUGUAAUUUAGAGAACUGCACUGUAGCUGAAGAUAUCACUUUUCCUUCCAUUGCCUCCCCUAAGAAAAUUGUAGCUGAUCCAUAUAAUGGGUAUAUCUUUUAUCUGCUGGAGGAUGGAAUUUACAGGGCAAACCUCCCAGUCUAUCCUGGUCAGGUCCCUGAAGCUUUGCCAAUUGUGAGAAGCGACACUCUGAAAGACUUUGUGAUAAACUUCCAGUCCAAAAGACUAAUUUACUUCAACAAAAUCAAUCAAUCCUUUGUGUCUGGUUUUCUGGAUGGCUCAGAAUUUAAUAUCCUGCGAUCUCAAGUUUCAUUUAGAGACAUAGAGAGCUUUGUUUAUGAGAAUAAUACUUUCGUUGUCACAGACGGCAGGGCAGUUUUCCGUGAGGAGUUGUCUCCAACUGGGAUCAAAGCCUUUAAUGAAUUUGUGGUGGAUUGCGAUUUUACCCAGGCCGAUUAUUUUGGAUACAACAACUUGCUUUCUUAUGGUGCGGCAACUCAGCCUUAUCCUUUGCCAACUCAUCCCCAGCUUGUCACAGUGCUGUUUGGAUCAGACCAAGCUGUGGUCUGCUGGAGACCACCUGAACCUACUAUUGGAACCAGUCCUUCCGCCUGGCAGAACUGGACUUACAUUGUGAAGGUAUCAGCCCAACAUGGUGCUGAUGAGGAUCGGGUUGUCUCCAGUAUCCGUGACACUAGGUUUACAAUGAAAAGGCUGACCUACUCCACAACAUAUGAGGUGUCAGUGAGAGCGCUAUCUCCUGCUGGAGAAGGACCCUGGACAGAGUCUUUUAGGGGCACCACUUUAAAAGAAGUUGAAGAAGAACCUUAUAUCUUGGCUGUGGGGGACGACGGACUUUGGAAGCAGCCGUUGGAUAGUUUGGGGCCAGGAGAAUUCUUCUCUCCUAAUAUAAGAAAUGUCUCAGACAUGGACUGGUAUAAUGACACUCUCUACUGGAGCAACUCAACGGGGGAAGUUCACAUGUGGUCAUUGAGCAGACGAGCUGGUGCCAUUGUGAAGUUUCAUAUAUCUGACAUCAGAAAAGCAAGGAUAUUGGCCUUUGAUUGGUUGGGUCAGUAUUUGUACUGGGCUGGCAAAGCAAAUACGAUCUACAGAAAAUCACUGCUGGUAGGACACACAGAUGUUGUGGUGCAUGUUGUAUUCCUGGUGAAGGAUCUUGUGGUCGAUGCAAUCAAUGGCUAUCUGUACUGGGCUACAACUUACACAGUGGAAAGCACCAGACUGAAUGGAGAGCACUACUUUAUAUUACAAGAGCAGCCACGGUUUUCCGGUAAACAGGUAGUUGCUCUAACCUUGGAUCUCAGUGACGGCUUCCUCUACUGGCUUGUGCAAGACAGCCUGUGCCUAAAUCUGUACAGAGUAUCACUUUGUGGAGAGAGUUGUGGUGAUGCUGUAGUCACUGAAUUUGCAGAAUGGAGUUCUUCAGAAGUAUCCCAUAGUGCACUGCUGUAUUACAGUGGACGGCUGUUCUGGAUUAAUGGCUACCGGUUCAUUACGGCACAAGAAGUCAAUCAGAGUGUUAGCAUCCCCUUUUCGCAACCAGCAGAGUUUGCAGCUUUUACACUUGCUCAGAGGUCACUUAAACCUCUGCCAGGAAACUUUUCAUUUCCACCCAAAGUGAUUCCAGAUUCAAUUCUGGAGUCUUCCUUUAGGAUUGAAGGGAAUUCUUCACAUUUUCACAUCCUUUGGAAGGCUUCCACAACUGUGGAAUGGGGCACUGUCUUCUACUGUGUGGAGUCCAAGGUUCUACAGACCAGGUUUGUGGAUAGUGAACGGUGCCUGCCUCCUUGGAAUCUGACUGUAGCAUCCUACAAAGUUGAAGGGCUGGAGCCCUAUAUGCAGUUUGAUUUUAUUGUGACUCCUUAUACGUACUGGGGGGAGGGACCUACGACAUCCAUAUCCCUUCGAGCCCCUGAAGAAGUUCCUUCAGCCCCUGCAAAUCCCAGAAUAUAUGUGUCACAUAAUGGUACAUAUGGCGGCAAAGAGAGAGCCGUAGUGGAAUUUAGGUGGAAUAAACCUAGGAGAGAAAACGGAGCGUUAACAAAGUUCAGAAUUUACUAUCAAAUAGUAAAUCAAAGUGGCACCAAUGAGACUUUUACAGAAUGGACUAUAAGCAACAUUGCACCCUCUCUGAUGUCCUUUUCGCUCAAGGAUGUGCUUCCCAGGUUGACAGUGAGGUUUCAGGUGCAAGCCUUCACAUCGGCAGGUCCAGGACCGCUAUCUAAUAUAGCAGAAGCUAACUCCUCAGAUCUUUUUCCAGUUCCAGAUCUUAUAACUAUUUCUGCCAACAAGAUGGUCAUUACUGACAUAGACAGAAAUCAGACCAUCCAGAGUCUUUCAGCAAAAGGAGAUAUAAAGGGUGUCUGUUACACUGCUAAUGACGAGACAAUGUAUUAUAGCCAGGAAGAUUCCCUUUUUCUUCUGAACAUACAGAAUAAUUCCAGGCUUCAGCUUUUCAAACAUGGAUUUCUCUGCAAUGUCACAGCUCUUGCAAUUGACUGGAUUGCAAGACACCUCUUUGUUGCCUUGAAAACAUCACAGAAAGGAACUCAAAUAUUUAUUAUGGAUCUAGAACUCAAGGCAAAAUCCCUUAAAACUUUGAACAUACAGUCACGUAACCAAUACUUGACUAUAUCAUUUCUCUCAACAUAUCCUUUCUUAAGUCGUCUGUACUGGAUGGAAGCCUUUGAUUCAGGCUGCUGGAUAUUUUAUUAUGAUAUCGUGAAUAAUACCAUGCACCACAUUUUGGGACACACACCUUUACAACAUCAGACAAGAGGAAGCUACUGCAGUUGCAAUGUGACAGAAACAGACCUCGGAAGAGCAAUGACUAUAGAUAUGUCUGACUCCAAGAAGUCCCAGAUUUUCUUUAUCAAAGGAAGGGAUGAAAUCUGGGCCUCAGAUUUAGAUGGAUGCCACUGCUGGAGGGUUAUCAAUGUUCCUAGUCUUCAAGAUAUGACCAUUGGUAGUUUGACUGUCGACAGACAGUUUAUAUACUGGACUGUUGUAACAAAGGACUACACGACAAUUUAUCAAGGAAAUAAAGAAAGCAAAAUCCUCUUCUUUCAGGAAAGAGCACAUAAACAGGUGCAAAUCUUAGCCUACAGCACAGCCAUGCAGCCCUACCCAGAUAAAGGAUGCCUGACUCUAGCUUCAAAUGCUGAGAAACCUACUAUCCUUAAUAUUACGAACACCAGUUUUACAGUAAGCUUACCACCUGUCAAAACACAACUUCUGUGCACUGGCAUAACCCUCCCUACUUCAACGUACCUGGUGUACUAUGGAAAAGUUACUAAUGAUGGCAGGAGCUCAGCCCACUGUUUGUCUGGCCUACAUUGUACAGUAAUGGAACUUCAGGAAAAUACAGCACUUAUUGAAGGCCUACAGCCAUUUUCAAGUUAUGUGAUACAAGCUGCUGUGAAAAACUAUUAUUCAGAUUCUUCUGAGCAGCCACCUUUGGGAAAAGAGACCAUUGGCACAACUCUUUAUGGAGUACCAGAGGCAGUUAACCUCAUUGAGAUACUGGUUAUGUCUGAUAACACCAUCAAUAUAUCUUGGAGUGAGCCUUCACAGCCAAAUGGACCCAUAGACUCUGUCCGCUAUCAAAUUACUGUCAACUUUUUACCCCCAAUUCCUGCAGCUCCUUUGAGAAAAAAUGAAUUUCCAAAUGGAUCACUUGCCUGGUCUAUUAACGGCCUCAAUGGUGGAACAAAAAACAUAUUCAAGGUUCUUGCUUUUCAUGCAGAGAAGAACUGGUUUUCUGAGAGUGCCCCUGUGUUUGCAGCAACGUUUGAGACUCCACCUGUCCCAGGGAAUAUAAUUGCCCGAAACACCAGUUGUCAGUUAGAAUGGAGGUCUCCUUUGCAUGGCAACAUAACCAAAUUCUGGUUUGAAGUGCAGAAGUGGCAAACAAAAAACGGCUGGUUUUGUCCUGCAAACAUUACGUGUACGGAAGGUCCCAUGUAUAAAUGUCAUCUCACGGGAGUUCGUCCUGACACCAACUACUUUGUGCGAGCAGCAGUCAUUUACAUAACCGGAGCAAAAAGCACCUCACCUCCAGGAAGCUUUAAAACUAGGGCUGGAGUUCCAAGUAAACCAGGAAUCCCCAAAAUAGCAGAGGAGAAUAAAAAUUUUGUACAGUGGGAAAAAGCUGAAGACAAUGGAAGCAAUCUUACCUACCACAUUUUAGAAAGCAGGAAGGGGUCCCGGAACACAAGCGAAAUGAAGCCUUCUUGGGAGGUGGUUUACAAUGGCUCUUGCAGCAAUAUAUGCACAUGGAAGGCCAAGAACCUAGUAGGAACUUACCAGUUUCGAGCAGCAGCUGCAAAUAUGCUGGGACUGGGUGCAUACAGUGGCAUCAGUGACGAGGUCGUGUUGGUGAAAGAUGCUAUGCCCCACCCAGAGGCAACCAUUAUCACAGCUGUUGUGACUGGAGUGAUUGCGUUCAUCUUCAUUGUGAUUGCACUGUUUGCUUUUGUCUGGCACAGAAUAUGGAAGUUCAGAAAGUCUGCGCAGAAUGGGCAGAUAGUGCUCGUCAGGGAAGAUAAAGAAUUAGAUCAACUUAGGGGGCUGGCUGAUGCUGUGGGAUUGUCUAAUGCUUGCUACGCUGUGAGCACUCUCCCCACUAGGGCUGAGAUUGAAUGCUUGCCAGCCUUUCCUCGGGACAAACUGAAUUUGCAUAAUCUGCUGGGAAGUGGAGCCUUUGGAGAGGUGUACGAAGGGACUGCAGUAGAUACCACAGGAGCUGGAAGUGGGGAAUCCAAAGUGGCAGUGAAGACUUUGAAGAAGGGUGCGACAGACUAUGAGAAGAGUGAGUUCCUGAAGGAGGCACACUUGAUGAGCAAAUUUGAUCACCCCCACAUCCUGAAGUUACUUGGAGUUUGUCUGUUGAAUGAACCCCAGUACAUUAUCCUGGAACUGAUGGAAGGAGGAGAUCUACUCAGCUAUUUACGAGGAGCCAGAGGGCAAAAGUUCUGUGGUCCUUUGCUAAAAGUGGCUGACCUUCUGGCUAUCUGUCUGGAUAUUUGCAAAGGUUGUGUCUAUUUAGAGAAAAUGCACUUCAUUCAUAGGGACCUGGCAGCUCGUAAUUGCCUUGUGUCAGUGAAGGAAUACACCAGCCUCUCCCGAAUAGUGAAGAUUGGGGAUUUUGGACUUGCGAGGGAUGUCUAUAAAAACGAUUAUUACAGGAAAAGAGGAGAAGGGCUUCUCCCUGUGAGAUGGAUGGCACCUGAAAGUCUUAUUGAUGGUGUGUUUACUAACCGAUCUGAUGUAUGGGCUUUUGGAGUCUUGGUUUGGGAAACUUUAACUCUGGGUCAUCAGCCAUAUCCAGGUUAUUCCAAUCUUGAUGUUUUACAUCAUGUACAAACAGGAGGGAGGCUGCAGUUGCCAAACAAUUGUCCGGAUGAUCUACGGGAUUUAAUGACAAAAUGCUGGGCCCAAGAACCUCACAAUAGGCCUACGUUCUGUUAUAUUCAGGACCAACUGCAAGAACUGAGAAACUCUCCGAUGUGCUGCACUCUCCAGCGUGAGGACAGAAUGCUUUCUACUGGAGUCCUCAACCAUGCCUUUGAAGAUGCAGAUGAUGAUGCUCCGUGUACAGAUUCGGAAAGUACUCUUUCAGCUGCAUUAAUGGAAACCAGGAACAUCGAAGGCUUAAACUAUUUGGUACUAGUCACAGAAAACAAACAAGAUCAAGAAAACAGAGAUUCAAAUGAGCUGGGUGAAAUCUGAUUCCUUCAGUCUGAGGAAAGAAGAGAAGGCACCAGUGCAGAUGAAGAAAUAAGCAAAGGAAAAUAUCCUGCACUCUGCCAUACUUUCAGCAGUCCUGAAGGUGUGAACUAUGCCUCUGAUAAUGACGAGUGAUCUGAUAGGUUUAUUUUCAGGUUAAGUACCUUGCAAGCAUGUGUCUCUUGUCAAAAUUAGAGAUAUCAUCUGGGGUUUUAUUUAAAAAACUGUAACGACUAAAAAUACUGGAAAAUAUUGCAAAGGAAUUAAUGAUAUAUAACAGAAUAGUAACCCAGUGACAUAGGAGUUCUUGGAUCAAGAAUUCCUGAAUUUUAUGGCCACUUGGGAAUUUCAUAUGAACUAGGUUAAUUGGACAUGUAAUCAGAUGAGAAGUGAUUUUAAAAUGAAAUUUUGGCACACAUGCUAUCAUGCUCGAAAGAGAGCAAUGAUGUGCUAUUUCAUAUAUUACAGGAGUGGCCAUCUGCGGCUCACGAGCCACAUUUGGCUCUUUUACAGUUAAAGUGUGGCUUAUGCAGCCCCCCCCCCACACCCCCCAUAGCUCCCAUUCUCUGCUUACAAGACUGGGAAAGUGGAGCUCAGGGCUUCUCCCCUGUGGUGGGGUGGGGGGACUAAAGGCUUCUGCCCAGUGGAGAGGGGGUCCUAAGGGCUUCAGCACUGCAGGAGGUGCCUGCUGGGGGUCGGGGCUUCAACCCUGAAGGAGGCACCUUCCAGCAGCAGUGGGAUUGAAGCCCAUAGCCUCACCACCCUGCUGCAGAGCGGAAGCCCUGAGCCCUGGCAGGUGCACUCGGCUCUCAGCCAUCUGAGGUUUAUCGUAUGCAGCUCAGAGGGUCAGUAAGUUUGGCCACCCCGAUAUAUUAUAAAGCUGGUUCUCGCUGGCUUAUGGCAACAAUAUUGCCUGAAAUUUGGCCCACAUUUAGAUUUUUGUAAAAACAAGCUUUUGCAAAAUAUAAGAAAAAUGUCAUUGUUUUUAUUUAUUUUUUUCAAAUUCCAGUUGAAACAGCUGCAAUCAGAGAUCAGCCCACGGGCUGUGCAUCAUUGGGUAUAGCUUAGUUUAUUUCUUAAUUUAAAAGAAAAGACUUUGGAACCAUUAAGUUGUGCAAUAGUUUUUCUGUGAAUCUACAUGAUCCUAUUUUUGUUACCUCCUCCUUUUGUUUGUCACAAUUAGUGUGUCUUGUUUCAUGUCCGGUUGUAAGCUCUGCAGGACAGAGGCUGUCUCUUACAAUGUAUUUGUACUAUGGAUAGCACCAAUGGGGUAUGCAGGGACUGGGACAAUGGAGGGGUACAACAGAUCAGGUUAACAGACCCUGAUGCAAGAUCUUAGAUCAGAAGAUGUCAAUAUCCUUUUCUGUAUUUGGAAAUCAAACCAAACUGUUUGACAAGUUUUCCAAACAGAAUGUACUGACUAAAAAGUGUGGAUAGUCAAUUGGGACCAUAAUUAUAAUUGAAUGAGUUAGACAGAGUUAUUAAAUGGCAUCUCUUGCAUUAUUUAUCUAUUAGCGGUUACAAUAUCCUGUUUUCAUGCAAAUAUAUUUAGUAAUAAAGGACACAGGAGAGAAAUAAAGAAAACAUGGUAUAUGGGCAGAGUUCUUUUGAAACAAAGAGCCAAAUCCUCAGCUAGUGCGUAACUCCAUUGAAGUCUGGCCCAAAAUGUUUGUUAAGUGAGUAGAACAAGGUGUUAAAAUUCUGGCCUUCUAAGAGAUUAUUACAAAAUAAAUACAGAAAAUCUAUUUUUAA
Chelonia mydas (Green sea turtle) is the source of this 8655-nucleotide messenger RNA. RefSeq names its product ROS proto-oncogene 1, receptor tyrosine kinase (gene ROS1). Gene Ontology annotation, cellular component: signaling receptor complex; membrane. Bases 1 to 6906 code for a protein of 2301 amino acids. Gene Ontology annotation, biological process: positive regulation of kinase activity; protein phosphorylation; regulation of TOR signaling. The record is from RefSeq and is a predicted model, not a curated record. Gene Ontology annotation, molecular function: transmembrane receptor protein tyrosine kinase activity; protein binding; ATP binding. Lineage: Eukaryota; Metazoa; Chordata; Testudines; Cheloniidae. The transcript is spliced from 44 exons.